GUUGAGAUACACCAUACCAAUGAAAUUGAUGGUAUUUUUCAUGAACUUGUCUAUGUUAAAGGUGCUUCCAUUCUUCGCAUGCUACAAAGUUUCUUGGGGGCAAAGCGUUUCCAGAAAGCAUUGGCUUCAUAUGUGAAGAAAUAUGCCUACUCGAAUGCUAAAACGGAGGAUCUAUGGAUAGUGAUUGAAGAGGAAACUGGUGAACCAUUGAAGGAUUUGAUGACUCCUUGGACGAAGGAACCAGGAUAUCCUGUGAUUAAUGUAAAACAUGAAGGUGAACACAUCCAACUUGAACAGGCCCAGUUUGAUUUAGAUGGAUCCUCUCGAUCUAGCUUGUGGGAUGUGCCAAUAACACUAAGAUGUUCCUCAUCAACAAAAAAGUUCAUUUUGAAACAUAAGCAUGAUAAGGUUGAUUUCUAUUGUAAACGGCAGAAGGAUGGAAAUAUUUGGAUUAAGUUGAACAUAAAUGAAACCGGAUUUUACCGAGUGAAGUAUGAUAAAGAAAUUACAGCUACACUUCCAUAUGCAUUAGAGGCUAGUGAGUUCUCUUCAAUGGAAAAAAUUGGAAUUUUGGACAAUGCACUUGUGCUUUCCAUGUCCUACGAGCACAGACUAGCUUCGUUGCUACAUAUAGUUUAUGCUUGUCGUGAAGAAGCUGACUACAAUGUUCUCCCGCAUAUAUGUGAUAUAACUACAAGCGUUUCCCAGAUAACUUUUGAUGCCACACCUAACUUGGCUGGUGACAUCAAACAACUUCUCAUCAAAAUUCUUUUGUCACCUACUCUAAAGUUAGGUUGGGACCCCAAGGAUGGUGAGGGAGACCUACUUGUUCGUCUUAGAGAAACUCUCUUGGUUGCCCUUGUCAAACUUGGACAUGAUCAAACCAUUAAUGAAGGUGUUAAGCGCUUUCACAUAUUAAAGCGUGAUCACAACUCUUCUAUUCUUUCUCCACACUCUAGAAAGGCUGCAUACCUCUCUAUGAUGAAAAAAGCUAGUAGCUUAGACAGAUCUAGCUAUGAUGAUCUUCGACAAUUCUACAAGGACUUGGGAGAUGGGGUGGAAAAGCGACGCAUCUUAG
Molecule: messenger RNA, 1078 nt
Organism: Triticum dicoccoides
Lineage: Eukaryota; Viridiplantae; Streptophyta; Magnoliopsida; Poales; Poaceae
Product: aminopeptidase M1-C-like
Exons: 7
Biological process (GO): peptide catabolic process; proteolysis
Cellular component (GO): membrane; cytoplasm
Molecular function (GO): zinc ion binding; peptide binding; metalloaminopeptidase activity
Source: RefSeq, a predicted model, not a curated record